AUGUCAGAUGACCAAGAUCCAGAAGAAGCUGACGCCUCUAUACUCAGAGAAUCAGAGAAUGCUCCUCUUCCUAGCCACCCAGAAUUUCCACUAAUUGAGGCAUCCGUCUUUCCUCAAUCAUCAAAAGACAAUGAGAAAGAAGUGGAUACAAAGAAUGAACCAGAUACACAAUUGAGCGAGAUAUAUGGAGAAAGUAGGUUUCAAGCUAAAUAUAGACAAUUGUUGAACAACAAGCAAGAUUUCAUGUCUUUUUUUGGAAAAAGCGCUAAACCCAAAUCACCAGUAUCCAGCUACAACUCACCAGAACCACUACUGCCUCAUCAUGCCACUAGUAACCCUCUUAUAUUACAAGAUCCAGAACAUUUGCUAUUUGAUCAAGAGAUUGCAAACCUCACAGAAGACGGCUCUCUAAAAGAUAACAGUUCAACAAUCAAUGGGAAUGUGGCUCCCAAUACCACUGAGAGAGAUUUAACGGGACUUAAGCUACUAGAGGCUAGAUCAAAUAGUAUUGAUGAGGUGAUUUCACAGUUGUAUCAAAAAGAAAAUGAUAGUACAGACGAGUUUAAUCAUGUUCGUGAUGCUGGAAUAUUGGAUAAACCUCACACUGAGAAGGAAUCAUUUUCAAUGUUGCUUAAAGAUAAAAGAGGCCCCAUGAAAUAUUUGAUGGCAAUAUUUUUGUUGAUAUUAUCACUUGUUUGUGCUUUAAUAUUUAGCAGCUUCCCAUUAUUUUCCUGCCAGCAUAAGAAUGGAGCAUGUUUCCCUCAAUUGACUGUUCAGAUUACUGAUAAGUCACCUGCAGCAAAAACUGCGUUAGUUACUGUUAAGGAGGCGUUGAAAGUGUUAACGUAUUUGGCCAUGGAUUUCGGUGAUUCCUCAAGUGAAUUAGAUUUGAUUAAUAGUAGGCUUGAUACCUAUUAUCAGGAAAAAGUAAUUGAUACAUUUUCAGUGAAUACUCUUUAUCAGUUGAACUUUUUGGGUUACUGUCGUAUUAGUUCAAGAAAAGGAAGAAAUUUUUGCAUGAAAAGUUUUGGUUUAGACCUUUUAUCAGUGUUUGUUAGGGAUGCAGGCGUUCAAUUGGGUGAAUUAACUAGAACUAAUGUUGAUAUAAUGGGUGACAGUUUUGCCAUUGCUUAUGAGUUAGCCAUCACAGGAUUUAAUCAAUUCACAAACAAGGAAAAUCAUUCAGUUGAAUACAUUGACUAUGCAAUUUUGUUACAAAAGUUUAGUAAAGGCUUGGGGUUCUUAACGGUUUCACAGUUUGUCAUAGGAUGUGUCUUAUUAGCUUUUGCAAUAUUGCUACUGGUUCUCAAGUAUAAAUUUGUUUUGAAAAGAUUGAGCAUGUCACAGAGCUAUAUAGUUAAAAAAUGGUUCUUGAUUUCAAUGGUGAGCUUAUCAUUUCUCAAUUUAUUCACUGGGUUUUUGAUUUGUUCAUUGACUUUUGAGUUUAUUUUAAGGCUAUCAGAAGUUGGGCAGAAUGUUGGUAUUGCAAAUGUCAAUCGGGCUUCUGGUUUCUCUUUUAUAUGGAUUACAUUUGUGUUUGAAGUUUUCACCUGUUGUUUUGUUAUUUAUUUGGCUAAUGGGUUUAGAAAACGGAUGUUUUAA
Hansenula anomala is the source of this 1602-nucleotide messenger RNA. It is a transcript of the gene SMA2, whose product is annotated as Sma2p. The transcript has a single exon. Bases 1 to 1602 code for a protein of 533 amino acids. Lineage: Eukaryota; Fungi; Ascomycota; Saccharomycetes; Phaffomycetales; Wickerhamomycetaceae. The record is from RefSeq and is a predicted model, not a curated record.